GACAGAAAAAAAAUGCAAGUUGUUUUACAUAGGAGCAUUUUCGAGAACACCUUAAGUUCUGUUUUCCGGUAGAAGUGGUGCUAAAAGAGUUCUAGUGUCAACCAGAAACCUUAAUUUGUUUGUUUUAAUCUAGGAUAACGGUGCACAGUUGCUGGAUUUAGUUUCCAGUAUGCAGGUAACUCACCAACUUGAACUCUUUCCUGGGUGUACUGUGAUUUUGCUGCUGUUCAAAGAUGUUAAAAAUGCUGGAGAUCUACGCAAGAAAGCAAUAGAAGGAUGCAUCGAAGGAGCUUUACUUAACCCAUCAAUGGUUGUAGACCCAUUUCAGAUCCUUGUGGCAACCAAUAAAGCAGUUUAUCAAUAUAAACUUGGAAAAAUGAAAACCAGGGCACUCUCUUCUGAAAUUAUAUUUAGCCUUUCGCCAACUAACAAUAUUUCAGAGGCAUUUAAAAAAUUUGGUAUUUCUGAUCAUGACACUGCAGUUCUUUUUGUUCUGGUUGGAGAUGAAAAGAACAUUUGUGAUCCUGAUAAAAUUAUUUCUCAAGUUGAAGGUCAACAGGUUCCACUUGAAGAGCUAACCAAAAUGACAGAUAUGAAUAAAGUGAAAAAGAUGUACAAAAUAACACCACAAGAAGAAAAAAUUGGUACACUAUUAGAUGGUAUCAUAUGUAGGAUGUCUACAAAAGAUGUUGUUUGAAAAUGAUUUUUCCCUGCAAUAAUCCAAAUUAAUUUAUUCUUAAGGAAUGGGGUUAUAUUUUUAUUAUGUUUGUUACGUUUAGCAAGACUUCUCUUGAAAUGUGAACUUGGCAUCAUCUAAGAAAAUGUGCUUCACUGAGGCAGAAUACCUUACUCAUUUUUGUCAGUUGUCAUUACUCACUGUAUAAUGUCUUAUUACAUUUAAAAAAAUUGUU
Messenger RNA from Protopterus annectens (West African lungfish), 911 nucleotides. RefSeq names its product TP53RK binding protein (gene TPRKB). The coding region runs from base 170 to 697 and encodes 175 amino acids. Gene Ontology annotation, cellular component: EKC/KEOPS complex; nucleus; cytosol. The transcript has 5 exons. NCBI's taxonomy places the organism in Eukaryota, Metazoa, Chordata, Ceratodontiformes, Protopteridae. The record is from RefSeq and is a predicted model, not a curated record. Gene Ontology annotation, biological process: tRNA threonylcarbamoyladenosine modification; telomere maintenance via recombination.